AGACAAGAGAGCUUGGGGUGUGAAGGAAAUGACACACCGCACGAGGGUCCGAGGAGACCUCAAAUGUGAUCCCAGCUCACAUGUACAGGCUACAAAGGAUACAGGCAUUAACAGUAGCGCCCAGAGUUUUUGGCGUUCGUCGAUCCCUGUUCAAUCACACAGUGAGACUCUCAUCUCCCCGCUCGCAAAAAAAGAAACGUCGUGACAUUGGACUUGGGCCGUGGUCACGAUUGCAUGAAGCCUGAAAAAGGGCUGAAUUGAGAGGAAAUGACACUACCGCGUGGGCCAGGCCAGACCAGACCAGGUCCACGGAACGAUAGCGACAGCUUAGCAAUUGACUUCGCAAACAAUACACACGCCCUUGGGCUCGGAUCGCCGCUGGUGGUCAGCCAGUCCAGUCUAAAUUUAUAUGUGGCCCUUCCUCGCCUCUUUCUUCUCGAUUAUCUCUCUCUCAACCUCGCUCCCACUUCUCAAUUCCCUCAACGGGUCUUAACCCCAUAUAUAUCCUACAGAUCGACUCGAUCUGGCUCACCCUUUCAUCCUGAAGACCCUCUGAUCCUGAAGACCCAAGACCUUCAGUCGUCAUAGCUACCUCGACUACUUGUCCUAACUAGGAGAAAGUCUUGCUAGCGCUGCAUCACACCCCCGACCGACCGAGCGACAAUCCGACUCAGGGACCCACGGCACGUCUUGACGACUCAAAUACCCACGUUGUGCCAUUGCUGAUCAACCUUUUUGAUCUCCCCGUUCUUGCAUACCUACUCAAGAAUCUUAUUUCAUCUCCCUUUUCCCAUAGUCUUUUUUUUGAGCGUUGUCCUUUUUCCCCAUUUGACUUUGCUGUUGUUGUUCCAACAUGUCUCAACCAGGCAAGAAUUCUGCCAAGACGGCCUUGGAAAAGUUCAUCGGCGCCGAUCACACCGAACCCGAAGAGAAAGCGCCUUCAAUCUCCAAUGCCGACCUUUACAUCGAGGAGGAGCCUACAGUUGGUGAAUUUCUUCGAGAAAUCACACCCAGCGCCCGUGCUGUUGGAGAAUACUUUUACAACCUCUUCCCGUUCUUGUCAUGGGUUGGCAAGUACAAUUUGAUCUGGUUCAUUGGUGACUUGGUUGCUGGUAUCACUGUUGGUGCUGUCGUUGUUCCCCAGUCUAUGGCCUAUGCCCAGCUGGCACAGCUUCCCGUCGAGUAUGGAUUGUACUCAUCCUUCAUGGGUGUCUUGAUCUACUGGUUCUUUGCCACAUCCAAGGACAUCACCAUUGGUGUAAGUACUAUACAUGUCUAUUGACCAACUUUAACUGACUCUUCAGCCCGUCGCUGUCAUGUCCCAGGUCACAGGUAACAUCGUUCUCAAGGCUGCCGAUUCCUUGCCCGAUGUUCCUGGUCACGUUGUCGCCUCCGCCCUCGCGGUCAUCGUCGGCUCAAUCGUCACUUUCCUCGGUCUCGCUCGUCUCGGAUGGCUCGUUGAGUUUAUCCCUCUGCCUUCCAUCUGUGCUUUCAUGACUGGCUCCGGUGUCAACAUUAUCGCUGGUCAAGUCCCCAAGCUUAUGGGCAUCAAGGGUGUCAACACCCGUCAGGCAACCUACCGUGUGAUCAUUGACACCCUCAAGAACUUGGGUGGCAGCAAGCUCGAUGCUGCUAUUGGUCUGUCAGCCCUGACCAUGCUCUACCUGAUCCGUAUUUUCUGCAGCACCAUGGCCAAGAAGCAGCCCCAGCGCGCUAAGCUGUACUUCUUCAUUUCGACCCUGCGAACCGCCUUUGUCAUCCUGCUGUACGUUGGUAUCAGCGCGGGUAUGAACAUCAACCACCGCUCCAAGCCCCGCAUCAGCAUUGUCGGCGACGUCCCCAGUGGUUUCACUCACGCUGCUGUCCCCGAGAUCAACACCCCCAUCAUCAAGUCUUUCGUCUCUGAGCUUCCCGCCGCCGUCAUCGUUGUCCUGAUUGAGCACAUCUCCAUCUCCAAGUCUUUCGGUCGUGUCAACAACUACGUUAUCGACCCCUCUCAGGAACUCGUCGCCAUUGGUGUCAGCAACCUUCUCGGUCCCUUCCUUGGAGCUUACCCCGCUACUGGAUCUUUCUCCCGAACUGCCAUCAAGUCCAAGGCUGGUGUUCGAACUCCCUUCGCUGGUGUCAUUACUGCUAUUGUCGUCUUGCUUGCUCUCUACGCCCUUACUGCUGUCUUCUUCUACAUCCCUAACGCAGGUCUUGCCGGUGUCAUCAUCCACGCUGUCGGAGAUGUCAUCACUCCUCCCAAGGUUGUCUACCAGUUCUGGCGCGUCUCCCCCCUUGAGGUCAUCAUCUUUUUCGCUGGUGUACUCGUCACCAUCUUCAGCUCCAUUGAGAACGGUAUCUACACCACCAUCGCCAUGUCCGCUGCUGUCGUCGUCUUCCGUCUCUUCAAGACCCGUGGUCGCUUCCUCGGUGUUGUCCGUGUCCGAACCAUGAAGGCCAACGUCAGUGACGGUACCUCCAGCCCUGGAUCCGUUGACGAGGGUGAGGGUUCUCUCCGAGCUGGCUUCCUUCCUCUUGAUCACGGCAACGGUGCCAACCCCAAGGUCGUCGUCCGUACUCCUUACCCUGGAGUCUUCAUCUACCGAUUUGCCGAGGGCUUUAACUACCCCAACGCAUCUCACUACCUUAACCACCUCACCGAGACCAUCUUCAAGGAGUGCAGACGAACUAACCCUGCUCUUCUGGGCAAGCUUGGUGACCGUCCCUGGAACGACCGAGAGCCCCGCCACAUCAAGGCUGUUGAGAACGAUGAGCGACCCAUUCUGAAGGCUGUCGUCCUCGAUUUCUCCAGUGUCAACAACGUCGACGUUACUUCCAUUCAGGCUCUGAUUGAUGUUCGCAACCAACUUGACAAGUUCGCUGCUCCUGAGGUCGUUGACUGGCACUUCGCCAACAUCGAGAACCGAUGGACCAAGCGUGCUCUAGCUGCUGCUGGCUUCGGUUUCCGCACUCCCCGCACAAACCAUGAUGGUACCGGACAGUGGAAGGCCAUCUUCUCCAUUGCCGACCUCGGUGGUGACGACAGUGCUGCUACUGCUGCUGCUCUCGAUGAGAAGGCCAAGAGCGCCCCUGUCAAGCAGGACAUCGAGGCCGUCGACGAUUCUAUCAACAGCAUUGGCUCCGAGAAGGGUGUCUCAAGAGACCCAACUAGCGCUCGUCUCAUUGCCGUGCAGGGCCUCAACCGACCUUUCUUCCAUCUUGAUUUGCAGGAGGCCGUCGACGCUGCCGUUUCCGCCGCCGAGUUGAAGCAGCACUAAGUUGGCUAUUAUUACAUAUUAAUCGUUGUCUAUAUGGGUAUCAUGGUGUUUCAUGGAGUUUUAAUUCGUUAAAAGAUUUGUCAUGAUGGAAUCAAAUCGCCAUAGAGGUUGUGAGGCGAUGUGUCUAUACCCGAUUUAGUUUUUGAUGUUGAUCUAGUUCUAGUGUUUACAUAUGGGAAGAUGCCAAUGGUGAAGUUGUCCAUGGCUUAUGAAUGACAAUGACUUAUCACUUUUACAUGCAUG
Molecule: messenger RNA, 3506 nt
Organism: Fusarium odoratissimum NRRL 54006
Lineage: Eukaryota; Fungi; Ascomycota; Sordariomycetes; Hypocreales; Nectriaceae
Product: SulP family sulfate permease
Exons: 3
Coding region: 1317-3263 (648 amino acids)
Biological process (GO): transmembrane transport
Cellular component (GO): membrane
Molecular function (GO): secondary active sulfate transmembrane transporter activity
Source: RefSeq, a predicted model, not a curated record